AUGAGGCUGCAAAAGAAAAAGCAAGAAUUAGAAGAGAAAGGAUUUAUCUUUGACCUUUAUCAUUACCUUUGGUAGGACGAAGAUCCAUAGUAGAAUAAGCAUGUUGUACCUUCAGUUAAUAUACCAGAUACAAUUUAUUACAAAUAUGGUGAACCUAGACUAUGGUUUUUUACAGAUAAAAAUGGCUAAGUUAAAAAAAAAAUGAAAAACAAGUUAACAAUAGAAAAAAUUGAAGAGGAAUUUCUUGAUAAAGCUCCAGACUGCAAUAUAGUAGCAUUUUUUGUAUGGACUUCUUAGAAUGGUUAAAAUUACAGAUUUGAGUAUUUUAAUCCAGAUGAUUUUGUCAAAUUCUUAUAUAGUAAAAGCUAUGAAAAAGAAGGAUAUUUGCAGAGAUUCAUUUAAUCAAAAGGAACUCAUAACUCUGUUAUUAAAACAAUAUGGUCACCUAAAGUCUGCUUCCAUGAGAAAUAUCAGAAUCAAUAACCUAUAAAUGACACAACUCUUGAUAUUUAUUAAAGAGUUAUCAAUAUUGAAACAACAAAAAACCAGUGUGAAAUCACAUAACUAAAAGGAAGAUGUCUUCCUAUCAAGAUAAACGAACUAUCUGAAUAAAUUGCUCUUCAUCUAGAAAGAGUUUCCACUUAAAAAAAGAAAAUCAGAUAAAUGGAAUUGAUUUAUAAAUUAGAUUAGCAAGACAAAUUAUAUCUGCUAUUUUGUUAAAAUAUUAUUUCAGAAAGAGCCAUAGAACUGUAAUAGGAGUAAAACUAAGAAUACUCAUAUUCUAUUCCUAGCUAUAUAAAUACAGAUAAAAUAUAACUCCCAAGACCAUUAAAUCUUUUAAAAUCUAACUAAUGUCUGAACUGUGAAAAGCUAUUAGAUGAAGAGUCUGUAUAUUAAAUAGAUUUAGAUACUAUAAUUUAAGCAUGGGAUUUUGAUCAUAUUGCUGAAGAUCAAUACUUAGCAGAAUAUGAAAUUGAUAAAAAUGAAAAGCUGAUAAAAAAAUAGAAAGAAGCAAAACAGCUGAACCCUUUAGAGAAAAGGAAAGAUGCUACCUUUAACUUUUAUAGUAUAACUAAAAAUUAUUAAGUUCCUAAUGUGUUAAGAAGAGUAUUUCCAAAUUUAGAAUAUUAAGAUUUGUUGGAUAAUAGAAGCAGUGCUGUUUUUUAAGUGUAAAAAAUAACAGUAUGUGAAGAGUGUUAUUUAAAGGUUAUGGACAGUGCACAUUAUGGAUAAAAUCUUAAAAAUCUUGCAAAGUACAUAAUAAAAUCAAGUGUUCAUAAAACUGAUGAUUUAGUUCCAUUAAAAAAUGAUAGAAUAUUUUUUCAUAAAUUUAAAACAUAAGCAUUGAACGAAGAGAAACAACUAAAAAAUAAAUCAAUAGAAAAGUUUAAAAGUGAAAAAAGCCUAAACAAAAAUUUUUUAGUACCAGAUUCCUAUAAAGACAGCAGUAAAACGAAUAUGAAUAGAUCAAACAGUAGCUCGAAGAUUUUUUCCUCUAGCUUUAUCAGCAAGGAGUAAAAUGAAUCAAGUAUAAAGCAAAUAUCUGAAAUGUAUUUGAAAUUUCCUUUUUUAGAAACAAAUAAGUCACUUAAACCUUUAAAACUCCCAUAUAAUAUUGGAUUAUUAAAUACAUCUAAAAAAGAAGCUGGAAAUUAAAAUAUUUUGAAUUAGAAUUAAAAUAGUAAUUUAUAAGGUAAGUAAAGUGAAAGCAUCAUUGAUAAGGAUUAUACUUAAAGUCAAAUAUCAAUAAAAUAGGAUUAAAAUAAUACUGUAGCUGAUGAAAUUACUAUAAAAUCUCCUACUGUUUAAUCUCCUAAGAUUAAUUUAAAAUCUAUUGACUCUGAAACAAAAGACUCAGUAACUUUACGAGGAAAAAUAUCUUAAAUUUCAAACAGAAGUAAUAAAAUAUUAAACUAUAAUAUAAGCUAAAGAUAGUAUCUCAAACUUGCUAAAUUGUAUCCAAAUGAGAUAAAAGAUAUGAAUGUAAUUCCAAAUAGCUUUUCUCGCUAUAAAAGUGAAUCUCAUUCUAAACAUCACAAAAGUAAUAGUUUCAGUUAAAUUUAAAAUUCAAUCACUUCUAAAAAUGCUGAAUAAAAACUACCAUAAAUAUCUGAUGAUAACAAAUAACAACUUGGUUAAAAUAACUAAUAAAUUAAUCAAAAAUCUUGA
This is a messenger RNA of Tetrahymena thermophila SB210, 2169 nucleotides long. RefSeq lists its product as hypothetical. The record is from RefSeq and is a predicted model, not a curated record. The transcript is spliced from 9 exons. Lineage: Eukaryota; Ciliophora; Oligohymenophorea; Hymenostomatida; Tetrahymenidae.